This is a messenger RNA of Populus euphratica (Euphrates poplar), 1652 nucleotides long. Its product is annotated as cyanogenic beta-glucosidase-like. The record is from RefSeq and is a predicted model, not a curated record. NCBI's taxonomy places the organism in Eukaryota, Viridiplantae, Streptophyta, Magnoliopsida, Malpighiales, Salicaceae. Gene Ontology annotation, biological process: carbohydrate metabolic process. The transcript is spliced from 13 exons. Gene Ontology annotation, molecular function: beta-glucosidase activity. The coding region runs from base 4 to 1587 and encodes 527 amino acids.
ACAAUGCUACCUCAUAAUUGCCCGAUGGCUACUCAUCUUGGCUGGCUGUUUUUAGGAAAGCUCUUCCGAAUAAUUUGCCUGUUAGCUUCUGCUAAGCUGGUGAUGCCAUCCAAUAUUACGGACUUGGAUCCUCGUUUUCCCACCGAUUGUUUCGAUCGCACAUCCUUUCCGCCGGAUUUCAUAUUUGGGGUAGCCUCAUCCGCUUACCAGUACGAGGGUCAUGCACUCGUAAGUCUCAGAGGUCCGAGUGAAUGGGACACCUUUGCUCAAGAUUUCCCAGAAAGGAUAGCUGAUGGCAGCAACGCAGACACCGCAAUUGAUUUCUACAAUCGCUACCAGAGUGAUCUUCAAAUAGUGAAGAACUUGAGCGUGGAUGCUUUCAGAUUGUCUAUCGACUGGUCCAGAGUGAUUCCCAGUGGGAAAAUAAGUAGAAAAGUGAACCAGCAUGGAAUUGAUUUCUACAACAAGGUCAUCAAUGAAAGCAUAGAAAACGGUUUUGAGCCUUUUAUAACUCUCUUUCAUUGGGAUAUUCCUCAAGGACUUGAAGACAAUUAUGGAGGGUUUCUAAGUGAUCAAAUUGUGAAUGAUUUUCGAGAUUUUGCUGAACUUUGCUUCCGGGAAUUUGGUGACCGAGUGAAGUACUGGAUUACUUUAAAUGAGCCACAAAAGUACUCCAGUGCUGGCUAUGAUUCAGGUGAGUUUGCACCGGGCCGAUGUUCCAAAUGGGUGAAUGAAAAGUACUGCAUGAAAGGAGACUCUUCCACUGAGCCUUACAAAGUUGCUCAUAAUCUCCUCCUUUCUCACGCAGCUGCAGUAAAGACAUACAAGGAAAAGUAUCAGGCAUCUCAAAAUGGGAAGAUUGGGAUAACACUCAAUACCCCUUGGUUCGAACCAUACUCUAACAGUACGGAUGAUUAUGAUGCUGCCAAAAGAUCUCUUGAUUUCACGCUUGGUUGGUUCUUGAAUCCUAUAACAUAUGGUGACUAUCCGCCCAGCAUGCGGGAAUUGGUUAAAGAAAGAUUACCACCAUUCUCGUCACCAGAUGAAGUGAAAGGAACAUAUGACUUUGUUGGAUUAAAUUAUUAUACUGCAUAUUAUGCAGCAAAUGCAAAUACUUCUGACCCGGAUCAUCUUAGAUAUCAAACAGAUUCUAAUGCCAACAUUACAGGAGAACGAGGAAGGAUCCCCAUCGGUCCAAGGGCUGGUGCAUCAUGGCAGUAUAUCUAUCCAGAGGGGAUAAAAUAUCUUUUGAAUUACACCAAAGACAAUUACCAAGAUCCAAUAAUUUACAUAACUGAGAAUGGGUACAGCCGCUUGCUUGAUGCUAAUGUAUCAGAUGCUAAAGCCUUGAAUGAUAGUCCAAGAAUAGAAUUCCAUUUUCACCAUCUUCGGAAUGUUAUAAAAUCUAUCGACGAUUAUGAAGUUCAAGUCAAAGGUUACUUUGCAUGGUCUUUCACCGACGACUUUGAAUUUACAGAUGGAUACACCAUAGGAUUUGGUUUGGUGCAUAUAAACCGUAAAUCUAAUUUAACAAGACAAAUGAAGCUCUCAGCAUCCUGGUUUUCAGAAUGCCUUUCGAAGCAAUGAGCUGCUCCAGCGGUAUAUUUCAAGCGAUUAAGACUAGCUUGAUGGAUGAGAAAGAGUCUGGCCAA